Messenger RNA from Ziziphus jujuba (common jujube), 2421 nucleotides. Its product is annotated as G-type lectin S-receptor-like serine/threonine-protein kinase LECRK1. The record is from RefSeq and is a predicted model, not a curated record. The transcript has a single exon. Gene Ontology annotation, molecular function: protein serine/threonine kinase activity; ATP binding. Gene Ontology annotation, biological process: recognition of pollen; protein phosphorylation. Bases 1 to 2421 code for a protein of 806 amino acids. NCBI's taxonomy places the organism in Eukaryota, Viridiplantae, Streptophyta, Magnoliopsida, Rosales, Rhamnaceae.
AUGGCUUCUGCUCCAAUUCUCUUUAUUAUAUCAUUUGUACUUUUAGUCUCCAUUGAUUUAAGAGCUCAAGCAGAGUACUCAAAUACAAUCACCACAGGCUCGUUGCUGUCCCCCAGUGCUGGCAACCAUUUAUGGUGUUCACCUUCUGGUUUUUUCGCCUUCGGUUUCUAUCCACAAGGUGACGGCUUUGCUAUUGGAGUAAUUCUGGUUACUCGACCAGAAAACGUAGUCGUUUGGACUGCAAAUCGAGAUGACCCUCCUGUUUCCUCUGAUGCUAAGCUGGAGCUAACAAAAGCAGGGCUACUACUUGUAACUAUGCGAGGUGAAAAGAAAAUCAUAAGUAUUAAUACUGAUGAAAUUUCAAGCCAAGCUAGUUCAGCUGCUAUGCUAGAUGGUGGAAAUUUUAUACUCUUAAAUGAGUCUAGUCAUGUUGUUUGGCAGAGCUUCGAUUAUCCUACCGACACCAUACUAGGAGGUCAGAAUCUAACUAGUACUUCAGAUUAUCCGGAUAGGUUGGUAUCUAGUAAAUCUAGAUCAGACCACUCAAGUGGACGAUUUUUACUCAUUAUGCAGGGUGAUGGAAACCUUGUUUCCUAUCCUUCAAACAUCACUACCAUGGCAGAAACUGCAUACUGGUCUCUUGGGACUUUCGGUAAUGAUGCUUGGCUUGGGCUUAACCAAACGGGUUAUCUUUUUGUACAAAACAGAUCUGGGAUGAGAAAGCAGAUCGCCCUCUCAAAUGGCUCUUAUCCUGGAAAAAAUGAAGUUAUUCUUUACCGCGUACCCAUGGAUGAUGAUGGGAUUUUUAGAUUGUAUUCACACCACAUGGUAAGCAACACAAGCUCAAUUGUAUGGGAAUCUUUGCAGAAUCAAUGUGAAGUAAAAGGUUUUUGCGGUUUGAAUAGUUAUUGUCAAGAGGUAAUUAUUAGCAGCAGCAACAUUUCUGAUUGUUUUUGUUACCCGGGAUUUUCUUUUAUCAACCCAAGCAUUAAGUUCUUUGGCUGCUAUCAGACUUUCAUUGAUGAAGAUACAUGCAAAUACAAUGAAGAUGACCCCAAUAAGAAAAGCCGCAUUAAUAUUACUCCUUUAGAGAAUACGUUAUGGUAUGAUUCUCCAUAUAAAGUGGUAAAUAAAGAGGAGGAAGCUUGCAAGAUGUUAUGCAAGGAGGACUGCAAUUGCUGGGCAGUCAUGUAUGAGAAUUCAAGUUGCCAAAUAUAUAACGUUCCAAUAAGAUAUGGUAUAAGAAGCUAUCAUAUUUCAAAAACAUCCUUCUUUAAGGUGGUUUCAAAAAAUAUUGGUAAUAAAAACAACGCUUCUCAUUCAAUUCUGGACGACAACUUGAUUGUUGAGAGAAACAAAAAAACAAUUCUAGUUUUAGCAUUAAGUUUGGGUUUUAUAGCAUGCUUGUGUUUUGUCUUUGCAUUAUUGAGUUUCAUAUUUUACAAGCACAGAUAUCAUAGAUAUAAAAAGCUGCUGGAAAAUUCAAAUUUGGGAUUAGCUGAAGAUUUUAGUUUACAAUCGUUUUCUUACAAAGAGCUUGAGAGAGCAACAGAUGAUUUCAAGGAAGAGAUUGGAAGGGGGACUUUCGGAGCAGUUUAUAAAGGGGUUUUAGCAGAGCGUAACAGAACGAUUGCUGUCAAAAGACUAGAGAAAGUUGUGGAAGAAGGAGUAAGAGAGUUUCGAGCUGAAAUUACUACUAUUGGAAGAACUCAUCAUAGAAACUUGGUGCAGUUGCUUGGUGUCUGCAUUGAAGGGUCAACAAAGCUUCUUGUUUAUGAAUUCAUGAGCAACGGUUCACUUGCAGACCAUCUUUUCAAGGCGGUAUCACCACCAACAUGGAGAGAAAGGGUAAGAUUCGUAUUCGAUGUGGCAAGAGGGAUCUUCUACCUGCAUGAAGAAUGCGGAGUGCAUAUCAUCCACUGCAAUUUGACGCCCCAAAAUAUACUCUUAGAUGAUACUUGGACUGCUAAGAUCUCUGAUUUCGGUUUGGCCAGGCUCUUGAUGCCGAACCAAAUGAAAACAUCAGCAGGAGUACAUGAAAGAUCGACAUCGAUAGGGUACUUUGCUCCUGAAUGGCAGAAGAAUGCCCCGAUAUCUGUAAAAGCCGACAUUUAUAGUUUUGGAGUCGUGCUUUUGGAAAUCAUAUGUUGCAGAAGAAAUAUUCAAUUAAAUGUGUCAACACAAGAAGAGAUAAUACUUUCUAAUUGGGUCUAUACAUGUUUUAAGAAUGGAGAUUUGGAUAAGCUUGUGGAGGAUGAUGAAAUAGACUUCUUCACACUAGAGCGAAUGAUCAAAGUGGGACUAUGGUGCAUCCAAGAUAAUCCAUCUUUGCGUCCUUCGAUGAAGAAUGUAAUAUUGAUGUUGGAGGGCACCAUGGGCAUACCUGUACCUCCAUCUCCAGAACUUCUUGUUCUUCCAUGA